Molecule: messenger RNA, 2313 nt
Organism: Exophiala spinifera
Lineage: Eukaryota; Fungi; Ascomycota; Eurotiomycetes; Chaetothyriales; Herpotrichiellaceae
Product: 3-isopropylmalate dehydratase, large subunit
Exons: 2
Coding region: 1-2313 (770 amino acids)
Biological process (GO): L-leucine biosynthetic process
Cellular component (GO): 3-isopropylmalate dehydratase complex
Molecular function (GO): 4 iron, 4 sulfur cluster binding; 3-isopropylmalate dehydratase activity
Source: RefSeq, a predicted model, not a curated record
AUGCCUUCAGCCGAUGCCAAACCCAGAACCCUCUACGACAAGGUCUUCCAAGACCACGUUGUCAACGAACAGCCGGAUGGCACCGUUCUCUUGUAUAUCGACAGACACCUUGUCCACGAAGUCACCUCUCCCCAGGCAUUUGAAGGCCUGAAGAAUGCAAAGAGAAAGGUUCGCAGACCAGACUGCACUCUCGCCACAACCGACCACAAUGUCCCCACCACUCCUCGCAAGAACUUCAAGAAUGUCGCAGACUUUGUGAAAGAGGAAGACUCGCGAUUACAAUGUACAACCCUCGAGGACAACGUCAAGGAAUUUGGCCUGACGUACUUCGGCCUCGGAGACAAGAACCAGGGUAUUGUGCACAUUAUUGGCCCUGAGCAGGGUUUCACUCUGCCCGGCACAACAGUAGUGUGUGGUGACAGUCACACGUCUACUCAUGGUGCUUUUGGCGCCCUUGCCUUCGGUAUCGGUACCAGUGAAGUCGAGCAUGUCCUCGCUACACAGUGCUUGAUCACAAGACGCAGCAAGAAUAUGAGAGUGCAAGUCGAUGGCAAGUUGGCCCCUGGAGUCAGCAGCAAGGACAUCAUUCUUCAUGUCAUUGGCGUCAUUGGUACCGCUGGAGGAACUGGCGCAGUGAUCGAAUUCUGCGGCUCAGCCAUCCGCGGUCUGAGCAUGGAGGCACGUAUGUCCAUCUGCAAUAUGUCCAUCGAGGCAGGCGCAAGAGCCGGCAUGAUUGCCCCAGACCAGAUCACAUUCGACUACCUCAAAGGACGUCCUUUGGCACCAAAGGUGGACAGCAACGAGUGGAAAAAGGCCGUCAACUACUGGUCCAGCUUGAAGUCAGACGAAGGUGCCAAGUAUGAUACCGAGGUCUUCAUUGACGCAAAGGAUAUUGCACCUACCGUGUCCUGGGGCACAUCACCGCAAGACGUGGUCCCCAUCACAGGCGUCGUCCCCGGCCCAGAUGACUUCGAAGACCCAAACCGCAAAGCCAGUUGCAAGCGUGCGCUAGAAUACAUGGGCCUCACGGCUGGGAUGAAGAUGGAGGAUAUCGUCCUCGACAAGGUCUUCAUCGGAUCUUGCACAAACGCCCGGAUCGAGGAUCUCCGGGCCGCUGCAAAGGUUGUGAAGGGCAAGAAGGUUGCUCCCAACAUCAAGCGUGCCAUGGUCGUACCUGGCUCAGGUAACGUCAAAGACCAGGCUGAACGUGAAGGUCUGGACAAGAUCUUCCUGGAUGCGGGAUUCGAGUGGCGUGAAGCUGGUUGUUCCAUGUGCCUGGGCAUGAACCCAGAUAUCCUAUCUCCACGAGAACGCUGCGCAAGCACAUCGAACCGCAACUUUGAAGGUCGACAAGGUGCUUUGGGUCGAACGCAUCUCGUGUCGCCUGUCAUGGCUGCCGCAGCAGCCAUAGUGGGCAAGCUCGCCGAUGUGCGAAAACACCAUGAUGAUGCUACGCCGGUAAAGGGCUCCCCUAAGCUCGAUGUGAUGCCCGAGCACGUCGAGAUCGACUCCGAGGAGGAACUCGAGCGUAUCCUCGACAUCCCCACCGACGUCGGCCCCCACGCGAACGACAGCGCUGUCAGCUCCAGCAGCGGCCUUCCCAAAUUCACUGUCCUGAGGGGCAUAGCCGCACCCCUGGACAAGGCCAACGUCGACACCGACGCCAUCAUCCCCAAGCAAUUCCUCAAGACCAUCAAGCGCACGGGUCUCGGUUCUGCGCUCUUCCACCCGCUCCGAUACAACGAGGACGGCAGCGAGAACGCUUCAUUUGUCCUCAACCAGGAGCCUUACCGCCAAGCCAAGAUUCUUGUGGUCACCGGUCCCAACUUUGGUUGCGGCAGUUCUCGAGAGCACGCACCUUGGGCGCUCCUGGACUUCGGCAUCAAGUGCGUGAUUGCACCAAGCUAUGCCGAUAUCUUCUUCAACAACACAUUCAAGAACGGCAUGCUGCCGCUCAUCAUGCCCGACCAGGCGAAACUCGAGAAGAUCGCCGAGCUGGCCCGCGCCGGCAAGGAGAUCGAGGUUGACCUGCCGAACCAGGUCAUCCGCGACGCCGACGGCAACGACCUGGCGCGCUUCGAAGUCGAGGAGUUCCGCAAGCACUGCCUUGUCGAGGGGCUCGACGACAUCGGCCUGACCAUGCAGAUGGAGGACAAGAUUGCCAGCUUCGAGCAGAAACGGACUCUGGACACGCCGUGGCUCGACGGCAGCGGAUACCUCAAGAAGUGGCGCAAGGGCCCCGUCAAGGUCGAGGCCGCACCUGUCCCCAAGACGAACCGUGGCGAAGUCAAGACCGAUCCAGUCGAAUGGUAG